GUGGACUUAUAAAGUUACGGAUAAGACAGCAUUUAAAACAAAAUGUUUGUGUAUCUAAUAGCUUUGUGUUUUAUAUCAGGUGGACUGGGAAAACCAGCCGAGGUAUUGUUGGAGUACCAAGACAGCUUGGGCCAGUACAGUUUUGGUUACAGCGCUCCCGGUUCCGCGAGGUCAGAAGUUGGAUCCGCGGAUGGAUCAACUCGCGGUGCAUUCAGCUACGUCGACGGUUCUGGAGUUGUUCAGACUGCCAAGUACACUGCUGAUGGAGAAAAUGGGUUCAGAAUUGAGGCGAGCAACUUGCCAGUUGCCCCGAGUCCUGUUGAAGAAACUCCGGAAGUCCAAGCCGCGAGGCUCGAGCACUUCAGAGCUCACGAGGCGGCAAAACAAAAUCUUAUCGCUGUCGAAGGCCAGAAAAAUGAACCUGCCAAAGACAAAGCUGGUGACGCUGGUGUCAAGAUGAUUAAAGAUGAUAAGAAGGAAGAAAUCAAGAAGGAGAAGAAGGAAAAUAAAGAUAAAGAGAAUUCUUUGUUGCUGAUGAAAUUGAAGGGAAUUUCAGAGAAAGAAGAUAAAAUUCCGGUAGUGACUUCGUCUUUUGUGAUGCCUGCGAGCAAUUUGAAUUUACAGAACCGGAUUGAAUUGAGAGGAGCUGCGGGUUUCUCUGGCACUGCACCCUCAGAUUGGAUGCAUCAAGGUGAAGCAAAAGCCAAUGAAUACUUCAAAGCCUCUCCCCAGCUUCAAUUGCAGACGAGUGCUGCCAGCCAGUCACAAUUCUACCGCGGGUCACCCAUUGUUCAGUACUCAUCAUUUGGAUACCCCAUUUACUACAACCAUCAUGUGCAAUACGUUCCUUCUUUUUAUUACUAUUGAAUGCGAAAAGUAAAUUACUGAUACUAACAAUUGGAAAUAAGUCUAAGCCUGGGUUUUAUUGUAGCUUAUAACCGACUUUUGUGAAAUUUAUUUGAGCAUUGUAA
Molecule: messenger RNA, 971 nt
Organism: Microplitis demolitor
Lineage: Eukaryota; Metazoa; Arthropoda; Insecta; Hymenoptera; Braconidae
Exons: 3
Coding region: 43-867 (274 amino acids)
Cellular component (GO): chitin-based extracellular matrix
Molecular function (GO): structural constituent of chitin-based larval cuticle
Source: RefSeq, a predicted model, not a curated record